Molecule: messenger RNA, 2142 nt
Organism: Triticum aestivum (bread wheat)
Lineage: Eukaryota; Viridiplantae; Streptophyta; Magnoliopsida; Poales; Poaceae
Product: probable histidine kinase 2
Exons: 6
Coding region: 1-2142 (713 amino acids)
Biological process (GO): phosphorylation; phosphorelay signal transduction system
Molecular function (GO): transferase activity, transferring phosphorus-containing groups
Source: RefSeq, a predicted model, not a curated record
AUGGAGGUGGUCGCGGUGUGCAUCUUGUGCACGGUUGUGGCGGUCGCGGCGAUGGUGUGCAUUCUCAUGGCACGGGCGAUGUGGCGAGCCGGUGCGCGGGAGGCGGUGCUGGACGCUGACCUAGCCCACGACAACCCCAACCUCACCUACAACCUCGACCAAAUGGAUGUUGGCACCAACAAGCUCUUUGAUAUACUUAACACGAUCCUGGAUAUGGGCAAGGUGGAGUCCGGGAAGAUGCAACUAGAGGAGGUGGAGUUCAAGAUGACAGAUGUGCUUGAGGAAUCCAUGGACCUGGCGAAUGUCAUCGGCAUGUCAAGAGGCAUCGAGGUAAUCUGGGACCCUUGUGACUUCUCCGUGCUUCGAUGCACAGCCACCAUUGGUGACUACAAGCGUGUCAAGCAGAUCCUUGACAACCUACUGGGCAAUGCCAUCAAGUUCACACACGAAGGCCACGUCAUGCUUCGGGCAUGGGCCAACCGCCCAAUCAUUAGAAGAUCCAUGAUUAGCACCCCAACGAGGUUUGCCCCCCACCGUCGCCGUGGUGGGGUCUUCCGAUGGCUCCUUGGAAGGAGGGAGAAAUGUAAUGAACAUAAUGGUUGCAUGUUCUUGCAAAACGAUCCCAAUUCGGUUGAGUUUUAUUUUGAGGUGGUUGACACUGGUGUGGGGAUACCCAAGGAGAAGAGGGAGUCUGUGUUUGAGAACUAUGUUCAAGUGAAGGAAGGGCAUGGUGGUACCGGGCUUGGACUUGGAAUCGUGCAAUCCUUUGUUCGUCUGAUGGGAGGAGAAAUCAACAUAAUGGACAAGGAGCCAGGGGAAGCGGGAACGUGCUUCGGUUUCAACGUCUUCCUGAAGGUCAGUGAGACUCCAGAGGUUGAAGAGGACAUCGAGCAAGGGAGGACGCCGCCCUCGCUCUUCAGUGAGCCCGCCUGCUUCAAGGGCGGGCACUGCGUCCUCCUCGUCCACGGCAACGAGACCCGUCGGAUCCUGCACACAUGGAUGGAGAGCGUCGGGAUGAAGGUGUGGCCCGUCCCACACACCGGCCUCCUCGCCUCGAUUCUUGACAAGGCGUGCGUCGCCGGCGGUGCCUCACCCUCGAGGGCGGCUUUGAUGUCGCCGCUGCAUGGCGUCGGAGGCGGCGACAUUGAUUGCACCACGGACCGGUGCUUCAGCUCCAAGGAGAUGGUCCGCCACCUGCAGAACAGCGGCGGCAUGGCCGGCAACCACGGCGGGCACGCCCAUCCCUUCGGCCUGCUCGUCAUCGUAGACGUCUCCAGUGGGAUGCUCCACGAGGUCGCCCGUGAGGCGGCGAGCUUGGCGAGGAUCAGGCAUCAGGCGCCGUGCAGAGUCGUCUGCCUGACGGACCUCAAGACCCCCUCCCAGGAUCUGAGGAGGUUCAAGGAGGCGGCGAUGUGCGACCUCGAUCUACGCAAGCCCAUUCAUGGCUCCCGGCUGCACAAGCUCCUCCAGGUCAUGAGAGACCUCCAGGCCUCCCCGUUCCAGCAGCAGCAUCCGUAUCAGUUCGGGACAGAACUGCCAGCGGAGGAUCAGACCUCUCGGGCGGCGCCUGAAAUCACAUCCGAGACGCCGGCGCUCCUUGGACUAGCAGACGGCAGGCCACUGGAGGGCAUGCGCGUGCUGCUGGCGGAGGACACCCCAGUUCUGCAGAUGUUUCAGAAGCAGGUGCUGACCAGUCUCGGAGCAGCUGUGGAUAUUGCCACGGAUGGCUCCAUGGCUGUGGCCAUGUUCACAAAAGCUCUAGAGGAUGCAAAUGGCGUCCCAGAGAGUCACGUAGACACAGUGAUCAGGCCCUACGAUGUGAUCUUCAUGGAUUGCCAGUUUGACACCACGUAUUUAACUGACAGUCUUCGCGCUCGUCCAGAAGAAGUGCAUAAACGCCUCGAACAACAGCUGCGGCUUCACCUUCAGAGUGUUCGGGAUCGUCCCCUAGUACUUACUCGUGGCGCCGGCGAGGUGCAGAGCGUUCAGAUCGUGUCACAGUUCUUCAGAGCUUGUGCCCGCUCGUGCCAUGGCACGAUUUCAGCUCAUGCAGCAGCAAUACCCGCAGGAAUUGGUGCCACGGUUGGGGUGGAUGCCAUGUUCGAGAACUCCAGAUCGGCGGCAGUGCAUGCACGACAGUGA